Messenger RNA from Melopsittacus undulatus (budgerigar), 2533 nucleotides. RefSeq names its product E3 ubiquitin-protein ligase KCMF1-like. Gene Ontology annotation, cellular component: plasma membrane. The coding region runs from base 241 to 1374 and encodes 377 amino acids. The record is from RefSeq and is a predicted model, not a curated record. Gene Ontology annotation, biological process: synaptic signaling. Gene Ontology annotation, molecular function: zinc ion binding. Lineage: Eukaryota; Metazoa; Chordata; Aves; Psittaciformes; Psittaculidae. The transcript is spliced from 7 exons.
CCUUGAGAGAGAGGAAAAAAAGGGAGAGAGGGAGGGAGACAGGCUGGCUGGCCAGCUGGCCAGCCAGCCAGGGCCGUAGGAACAGAUAUCUCUUCUCCCCCCUCAUUUCUUUUUUUAUUGCUUGUUCGAUUCGCAUUUGGGGGUUUACUGCGUAAGGUGGGAGGGUUUUAGGUUAAAGCGACGCCUGAGCAGCCCAGCGGGAGCCCAGAGACAGGCCUGGGCUACAGCCUCAAAAUUAGGAUGUCCCGGCAUGAAGGUGUCAGCUGUGAUGCAUGUUUAAAAGGAAAUUUUCGAGGUCGCAGAUACAAGUGUUUAAUUUGCUACGAUUAUGAUUUGUGUGCAACUUGUUAUGAAAGUGGUGCAACAACAACGAGGCAUACAACUGACCAUCCAAUGCAGUGCAUACUAACAAGAGUAGAUUUUGAUUUGUAUUAUGGUGGAGAAGCUUUCUCUGUAGAGCAGCCACAGUCCUUUACUUGUCCUUAUUGUGGAAAGAUGGGCUAUACGGAAACAUCUCUUCAAGAACAUGUUGCUUCUGAACACGCAGAAACAUCAACAGAGGUGAUCUGUCCAAUAUGUGCAGCAUUACCUGGAGGGGAUCCUAAUCAUGUCACAGAUGACUUUGCAGCUCAUCUUACACUGGAACACAGAGCUCCUAGAGAUUUAGAUGAAUCUAGUGGUGUUCGGCACGUACGUAGAAUGUUUCACCCAGGCCGGGGUUUGGGAGGCCCCCGUGCACGUAGAUCAAACAUGCACUUUACUAGCAGUUCCACUGGUGGGCUUUCAUCUUCUCAGAGUUCAUAUUCUCCAAGCAAUAGAGAAACUAUGGAUCCUAUAGCUGAGCUUUUAUCUCAGUUAUCAGGCGUGAGACGUUCUGCAGGGCAGCUCAAUUCUUCUGGCCCUUCUGCUUCUCAGUUACAGCAGCUGCAGAUGCAACUGCAGUUGGAGCGACAGCAUGCACAGGCAGCAAGACAACAGCUGGAGACUGCACGCAAUGCAACUAGACGCACUAACACGAGCAGCAUCCCCACCACUCUUGCACAGUCUAUAGCAGCAACCAAUACAUCUAAUACAGAAAACAAUCAUCAGACUAUACAGAACUCUCAGUUUCUUCUUACAAGGUUGAAUGAUCCCAAGAUGUCAGAAGCAGAGCGUCAGUCAAAGGAAAGUGAACGGGCAGACUGCAGCUUGUUUGUUCAAGAGCUUCUACUGUCGACUUUGAUGCAGGAAGAAAGUUCCUCCUCAGAUGAGGAUGAACGGGGAGAGAUUGCUGAUUUUGGUGCUAUGGGCUGUGUAGAUAUUAUGCCUCUCGAUGUUGCUUUAGAAAACCUAAAUUUAAAAGAGAAUAAUAAAGGAAAUGAGCCUCCUCUUUGAUGGCAUACCACUUUGCAGACGAUGUCCUCUGUGCUGUAUUUGCCAAUGAAAGUGGACAACAUCUAUCUUGGAUUUGUUUUGGUGAUUGUAAUUUCAGGUCUGUCACUCUUGUUACAUUGUGCACAUACAAAGGAAAAGAGAAAAGAUAUAUACGAUAAUCAUUUCCACUUAACCAAUUUUUACUUUUAGCAGGUAAAUAUAGGUUGCAGUGCAGAGAAAAAAGCUCUGUAUCCUGUAGCUUGACAUGCAAAAACCUCUCCUAAUACUCCACAUUCAAACUGAAGAUAAAAAAAUGAAAAAUCUCUAAUGAAGCUGCUGUGUGUAUUUAUGAAUAUUAAUGAAUAAAAAUUGCUUGAAUGGUUUAAUGUAACUGCUGCAUGAUUUUUACUUUUUUUUUCAGCGUGCAUGAGUUUUAGUGUUCUUGUCAUUUAAAAAAUGUAACUACAAGGAGUACAACUAUAAAACCCUAAAGCUUUCCCAUUAUUCAAAGGUAAUGUAAUAAAAAAAAAUAAAUUAACACUCACUAGCAGUUUGUGACCAUGAAGUAGCCUUUGAGAAACACAUGACCAAUGAUCUUUUUAUGUUCUAUCCCUGCAUAUUAAUGCAAGCUCUUCUUCAGUGGGCUGUAUUUUUGUGUGACAUUUUGCUAUAUUGUGACCACUGUGUUGCCCUGUUAGACAUCACAUCCAUGUGGAGUUGAAGUUUGUAUUCAUCUGCAGGAGACCAAAAACAAGCAAGGGCCACUACUGGAAUCUACCACAAAGGGCUUCUUUGUGCCCUAAAACCAAAUUUUGUUCACCUUUCUUUAAAGUUUUUUUUGUUGUUUUUUUUUUCCUGUGUGUGUUAAAUAUACUGUAUUUAGGUGUAAAUGAUUCAUAUAUUCACUGUUGGGGUGGGAGAGAGGAGUUAACCUGGAUGAUGUCUUACUUCUAACUUGAUGUUGUCUUCUAAGUCUUCACAGUCUUUAUCAUUUUGAGUCAGUUAUGUAUUUGCUUCAUAGUUUGUAGAGACUCCUUAGUAUCAGGAGAGCUUAGGAUUUGACUUCCCAGGUAUCUCCAUAUGUUACAAUCAAGUUCUUAAUGCUAACUUCCCAUCAACCUUUAUUUGUUGGGGUUUUGGGUUAUAGUUCUGACAAAAAAAUAAAGCCUCUUUAAUUGAA